CGAUCCCUGUCGAUGUCUUGACCUACCCGAAAUCUGAAGGCAUUUCUUGGGAAGGCUUCUACAAUUCAAAAUCUCAACAGAAGUAUGUUUGAAAAUGGUGAAACGGAAGCACCAGCCUGCAGUCCACCAACAAGAGCAAUGUGAUGUUUGGCUGAGUACAGCACAGAAAAAAGAACAAACACCUGCAGCAAAGAGACAGAGAGUGUUCAGACCGAUGACAAACAUCGCUGAUGUUGUUUUAUCAUCUCAGCCAAUCAAAGUAGGGACCAAGCAAACAGACAUCAAGAACUUCUUUGCGCCGAAAUCAGCAGGUCAAGAGAAUGUUGCUCCUAAGGCUUCAUCAUCAUCUCAAAGUAUUGCCAAACAGACCAAGUCAUCUAAGAAUAAAAGGACAGAACCUCCACUUCAUCGAGCAGGAGGACCCUCAGGAUCUCAUAGGAGUCACAAGGGUGAAGAGAACAAAUCUCCAAGUGCAAUAUCUAGGAUUCAUUCUUCCAAUUAUUUGAAUAGUAAUGAAACCAAUUUGAUUCCGAGAGCGGAUAAAAGUGGUACAAAUGAAAUGACUCUCCUUCACGAUACCCAAGACACUGAUACAUCUUCUUCACAAGAGUUAGAUACUGAUGAAUUGUGUCAUAUUUCUCAUGGUAGUCAUAGAGUAUCCAGCGAGGAUGAGGAAACAGAAGACAUUACUUUUACAAUGGGAACUCAGGGUUGCUUGAAGGUGAAAGAGCCUAAGACAAGAGGACAUAUUAACUACACUGCUCUUGGUAAGCAUGAAUGCUCGAAGACUGUUGUGGAACACUCUGACCAUGUGGAUCUGGUGUCCACCAAGGCUCUUCAAGAUUCUGAUUCAGACAUCACUUUUACAAUGGGAACUCAAGGUUGCUUGAAGGUGAAAGAGCCAAAGACAAGAGGACAUGUUAACUACACUGCUCUUGAUACGCAAGAAUGCUCGAAGACUGUUGUGGAACAUUCUGAUCAUGUGGAUCUGGUGUCCACCAAGGCUCUUGAAGAUUCUGAUUCAUCACAUUCCAUGAAGGAUGCGAACUUCUCAUGUAGCAAUGGCUUUCAAAGGUAUCAGGAUGUUCCUAAAUGUGAAUUUGGUCAUGGUGACUUGGAGGAAUGGGAAGGGUCAGACAAUAUCACUUUUACCAUGGGGUCUCAAGGAUGCUUGAAAGUCAAGCAAUCAAGGACAAAAAGACAUAUUGGUCAUGAUAUCAAUAUUACCCAAGAUUGCUUCACUGCUGCUAUGACCAAUUCUGAACUGUCUCCCAACUUACUGGAUGACACUCCGAACUCGCUAUAUUCCAAGAGUAUUCCGAAAACACUAACAGUUGCUGAAAAUACUUCAUCACUUCUUACUGAAUUCAGAAACAUAGUAACAAAAGAUCUCAAACCUGCUAUGGAUACCCAGGUUUGUUUAGAAUGGAUACAAUCCAAGCAGGAGAUAGGCAUUGGUCGUGAUGAUACCCUUGAUUCAGAAGAUCAAAAGAGUCAAAGGUUAGAUAUAACACCAUCAGAAGAUUUAGCUUUCACUAUGGGUUCACAAGGUUGUCUUAAAGUCAGAGAUCGUAUUGGCCGUAGGUCCAAUACUUCACCACCACAGAAUUCAAUGCCAGACACUGAUUUGACAGUGGGUUCUGAAGGUCACCUGGGAGUCGGAGAUAGCCAGAAUUCAGACAUUAUACCAUCAGAGGAUUCAUCCCAAGAGGUAGAAUUCACCGUAGACUCUCAAGGAUGUCAAAAGGUCAGAGGUCACAGGAAUGAAAGGUCAGUUUAUAGUAUGCCUUCAGAAAACUUGUCAGAAGAUGUGCAUGUAGGUUUCAAAGUGGGUUCACAAAGUUGUCCAAAUGUCAGGAAUGAGAAUAGGUCAUAUAUAUUGUCUGAGGACUCAUCAGAGGAUGUCGCUUUCACAUCAAGUUCAAAAGGUCAACAAGUCAAGGGUAAAAAGGAUCAGGGCUCAGAUAUAUUGUCUGACGACUUGUCACAAGAAUUAGCUUUAACAGUGGGUUCCCAAGGUUGCCUCAAAGUCAGAGCUAGUAAAGUUCAUCUGUCAAAUACCACAGGUUCAGAGGACUCAGAAGAUAUUUCUUUGUCAAUGGUAUCACAAGGUAGUCGAAAAGACAUGGGCAGCAAAGGUCAUAGGUCAAUAAUAUCAUCUGAGGAAUCACAGGAAGAGGUAAACUUUACAAUGGGUUCUCAGGGUUGUCUAAGGGUGCGAGAAAGUAAGAGUCAUAUUCAUAGGCCAAUAAUCGCAAAUGACUCAUCAAAAGAUAUGGUUUUUACAAUGACUUCACAGGGUCAAAAGGUCAUUGAUAACAAGGGGCAUACAUGUAGGUCAUAUAUAUCGACUGAUGACUCAUCAGAAGACUCUGCUUUUACUAUGGGUUCACAAGAUAUCAAAGUUACUAAAGGCCAUUUGUUAGAUAUGUCACCAGAUGACUCAUCAGAAGAGGUGGCUUUCACAAUGGAUUCUCAAGGUUGUCUAAAGGUCAGAGAUUGCAAGGGUCAUAGGUCAAAGAUCGUGACCUCUCCCAAGCAGUUAUUAUUGAAUGAUUCUUUGCAACAUGUCACAAGGGAAGGAGGGGAUGAUGAAGACGAGAGUGAAGAUGAUGAGUUUUCACAAACACAAGACUGGUGAACAAAAGCAUCCCGCCAACAGUCAAAGCUGCGUCUUUCCUGCAGGAAUCUAGCAAGCACCCUUCCAUCGCUAAUUGUAUUUCUCCAUUGACAAGACAAUGGUAUUACUAAUGGGGAAUGUAGAGGUGAAAGAUGCUUAGCUAGUGCCUGUAGAGUAGGCUUCAUGCUCAAACACGUGGCACAGAGUUGGUAAAGUGAAUAUGUGAGUGCUGAAUGAGACUCUGUUGCAAUCCUCAGGCAUUCAUGUAAUAUUUAAAUACAUAUGCGGUACUUUUUAUGGGUCUAAACAACAUUUGACAUUUUUAUUUUUAAUGCAUGUUUACUGCCAUACUGGAAGUAAGUUGUGAUUUUUUCAAUAGAAAAUGAGCGGAUACAAAGAUUUUAUGUUUUGAAAAUCAUUAAAUGUACAUGACACAUUCUUUAUUAUAAAUUAUGUUGAGAAGCAACAUUUAAGACUUAACAAUUCUAAAUGGAUUAUAGAAAUAAAUGUCACCUUUUUAAGUUUUUAAAACCCAUUUACUGCCACAUCAUUAUAAGCAUUUUUAAACCUUAAUAAUAAUCAUAAAAAGGAGAUCCAACUGUCAAGAAUGUAUGUGAGAAAAUAGCCCAGUUAAUAAAAUACUAUAUUCAUAUCACUUGAAAAUGUGAUUUAUCAGCAUUCCAAAUUCUUAAGAUGUAUGUUCACCUGUACCUGAAUUCGGAUUCUGUGGCCAGCCUCAUGCAUAAAAUAAUUGUUUUUUUAAAAAAGUAGUAAAAUAUACAGGUGGUGCACUUCACUGCACAUUGAAUGGAGAAGUUGUCAGAAUGUGUCAAUGAACAACACAUGAAUAUGCAUUUGCUUAAAUUCCAAGAUUACAUUUUCUUAAAAAAAGAAGAUGUUUAAUGCAGGGAUACCAUGUUUCCAGAAAUUCAAGCCUUUCUAGAAAAGGUGGAAGCCCCAGAAAAAAUUAGUAGCAAACUAGAAUGCGUAGCAUACAUGUUAAUGUUAUUAAACUCUGUUUAAAAUCCUAUUCAGUUUGCUCAAUAUUUCCAAAGCAAAAUCUUCUCACAGAAAUGAAAAGAUCAUGAGACAACAAGGAGUAUGAUUUUACUUUUUUCCUAUUUCACUAGCUCCGCCAUUUUGAGUACAUGAAAGUGAACCAAGUGCUACAGUAUAUUGCUCAUUAUUGUCAAAUCAGUGGCUUGUAGUGAAAGCUUA
Molecule: messenger RNA, 3838 nt
Organism: Lytechinus variegatus (green sea urchin)
Lineage: Eukaryota; Metazoa; Echinodermata; Echinoidea; Temnopleuroida; Toxopneustidae
Exons: 4
Coding region: 95-2641 (848 amino acids)
Source: RefSeq, a predicted model, not a curated record